Messenger RNA from Lycium barbarum (goji berry), 309 nucleotides. Its product is annotated as auxin-induced protein 15A-like. NCBI's taxonomy places the organism in Eukaryota, Viridiplantae, Streptophyta, Magnoliopsida, Solanales, Solanaceae. The record is from RefSeq and is a predicted model, not a curated record. Bases 1 to 309 code for a protein of 102 amino acids. The transcript has a single exon. Gene Ontology annotation, biological process: response to auxin.
AUGGCAAGGGGUUUAGCUGGUAUUGCUCAUACCAAAAACAGGCUUCGACGAUCAAUUUCACAUAAAACUGGGAGCGUAUCAGCAGCAACUACGAGUAAUUAUGUUCCAAAGGGACAUUUUACAGUUUAUGUUGGUGAAACAUGUAGGAGAUUUGUAGUUCCAAUAGCAUAUUUGAAUCAUCCUCUAUUUCAAGAUUUGUUACACUGGGCUAAAGAAGAGUUUGGAUAUAGUCAUCCAAUGGGUGGUCUAACAAUUCCAUGCAGUGAAGAUUACUUCAUUAGUCUCACUUCCCUACUUAAGUCUUCAUAG